This is a messenger RNA of Lytechinus pictus (painted urchin), 12953 nucleotides long. Its product is annotated as sodium/potassium-transporting ATPase subunit beta-1-interacting protein 2-like. The record is from RefSeq and is a predicted model, not a curated record. The transcript is spliced from 6 exons. The coding region runs from base 43 to 597 and encodes 184 amino acids. Gene Ontology annotation, biological process: regulation of sodium ion transport. NCBI's taxonomy places the organism in Eukaryota, Metazoa, Echinodermata, Echinoidea, Temnopleuroida, Toxopneustidae.
AUUGCUACAACAGAGCGACUUGUCUUUGACUUCCUUGGUUUUAUGUGGGUUCCUAUGCUGGGAGGAUUCCUCAAUAUCAUCUUCGUCCUUUUUGGCCUAUUUGGCUCUUAUCAAUACAGACCAAAAUUUAUGAUUGUAUAUUCAUUAUGGCAAUUGCUGUGGCUUGGCUGGAAUAUCUUUGUCAUAUGUUUGUAUUUAGAAGCAGGAAUUCUUUCACUUGAGCAACAUCAUUAUAUUCUUACAUUUAACACUAGCAGCAGUGAAAGUUGGUGGAUUGAGCAAGGUUUUAAUUGUUCAGUGACAUAUAACAUCACCACAUUGCCUAAUGGUAUGAGUACAUCAGAGAGGAUAGGUGUUACUGGUUGCCUCUUAGACUACAGAUAUGUAGAGGUUAUUCAUGCUGCUCUUCAAUGCUUUUUAUGUGUCCUGGGUAUCAUUUGGGCAAUGGUUAUGUUAAAAAAAUUCAACGAAGAAGAAGACAGCUUUGAUUUUAUCGGUGGUUUUGAUUCUUCAUACACUGCCUACAACUCACAUGCACAAAAGCCACCUGCAACAAUGCAAUUGGAACCAAUCUAUGUGCAUAGGGGGCUUCGUUGACAUCAAGAAAAAGUGAGGCUUGAAGUAUGGUAUCUAGAGAGAAAGGACAGAUAAAGAAUAUCACAUGAUGUCAACCUGCUUGCCAUAUCCAAGACCUUGUCAACGACAUAAAUUCAAAGAUGAAUCUUCCGGAUGCCACGACAGACUUUUCUGCAUUGAUGUGUAAUUCAUGGAUGUGAUGUUGAUGACAAUCAUAAAUGAUUGGUUUUGAUACGACAACAUUUGAAGUUUCCCAAGCCCCUGAAGUGUGAACAUGCCAUAGUGUAAAUGUGAACACUCCUGAUAUCAUUCAGCAGCCCUAGUUACGCCCUUCUUGUACAUCUGGUAUAAUGUCCAACCUAUUAAUACCCUUUUUACACAGGAUUUUCUUAGCCCCGGACUAUCGCUAACCCCGUACUAUCCUUAACCCCGUACUAUUUUUUUUCCUUUUCACACAUGCCAAAUUGUUAUUGCUAACCCCGGAUAAGGAAUGCUUGCUUUUCACACACGAAACUCGCUAACCCCGGACUAGUGGUAGCUCAUUAACUCGUACCUUUUUACACACGCUAAAAUUUCCUUAACCCCGUACUAUAGGUGGGGCUAAAUUGCCAUUUAGCCCCACCUAUAGUACGGGGUUAAGCUUAGCCCACUUUCGUUUUACACUAGCGAUCUUAACCCCGUACUAUCGCUCUUAGCACCGCAAUUGCUGGGAUAACCCUGCUUUUUUGCAGGGCCAAAUAAUCCCGUACUAAAGGUGGGGUUAGCCCACUUUGCAAAAAUGCUGUGUAAAAAGAAAGUGGGCUAAGCUUAACCCCGUACUAUAGGUGGGGCUAAAUGGCAAUUUAGCCCCACCUAUAGUACGGGGUUAAGGAAAUUUUAGCGUGUGUAAAAAGGGUAUUUGUGUUUCAGGGAGUACAUUGAAAUAAUUUCUGAGAUUAUGAACUGACUCGGAGGUCAUUCUUCACCUGGGUAGAUUUAUCAGGGCUCCGUAACAGAAAUGUUUGCUAUAAAUAGCAAAUAUGAAAGAACACUUCUGAUUGUAUCUUGGUCAGUGUUUUAAGUAUUAAGUAUAACAUUGAUCCUGAUUGAUAGUUGCUGUAUAGCGAUUUAUCACCAAUCUUGAUGUUAUGGAAGACAUGGAAUUGUUGCAAUCAGAUAUUACAGGCUACUAGUAAUCUGAAGGAGUGACAUCAUAGUACACAUAUACCUUGAUCUUGAGGCAUCCUUUAUUUUAUCUUUUUUCUGUCCUUGUAUUUCUUCUGGUUUCAAUUUUGGUAAGUGUUCAAUACAAAAAAAAUGAUGGUAAAUUGUAUAAAACUAUAUUUUGAUAUCUGUUUGGAGUGAGAACAGAGCAUCUGUUCUAAGGAAAUCAAUGAGUAUGAAAAUUAGAGCUUCAUUCGCUCUACAUGCAAUUAAAGUGUGUUGGUUCUAAUGAAAACACUGAAAGUUUUAAACGUUAAACACGAUGCACCUUUUGAUUCUCAAGCAAGAGUCACUCUCCGAGCUCCCCUAACCCAGUCAUAGAUGCGUUGUGGUGUAGUGGUUCUGACUCUUGCCGUGCAAUCAAAGGGUCGUGUGUUCGAAUCGCACUGGGCCUAGCGUCUUUUGGCACCCAGGUGGUUCCCGGUAGGAUGUAAAAGCGUAAUGUAGUAUGCCUAGCAACUCAGUCUUGGAACCAGGGGCGGUGGGGCGAAGUGGAAAGUGGGGGGGGGGGGAGGGCACAGGGGAAAAGGGCACCUUUUCUUUCGAAAAGGGCACUAACUUAAAACAAGUGACCUAUCUACAGUGGUGUAAUGAGCCAAAAAUUUUGAGGGGGCUAGAUAUGUUGUAUCUCGUAAAAUUUAUGAGAAGCUGGAGCAAUAAUUUUGAUAUUUUUAAACCGUAAAAAAGGGCACUUUUACAGUGCUUCAAAAACUGUGCCCCCCCCCCCCCCCCCCCGGAUCUCCGCCCCUGCUUGGAACUCUUGUUGGAUGCUUCCUGUCAAAAGAAAAAUGACCAUGGCCAGCUAGAAAUUAGAUUUUGGCUCAAGAGAGUUUAUUUUCUUUCCUCAUCUUUACAGCCUCCCUAUUAAGGCUCCCAAUAAAAGAAAUCCAAAGAAAAUACAAACAUUGGCAAACAAACUUUAAAACCCACAUGUAAUUCUGGAUUUUCAUAUGACACUCUGCAGGGAAUAAAGAAAAUGCAUAAUCGUGAGCAUGCCAGGUAACAUAAAGAUUUAGCGAUUGAUUGUUGGGCUGAAUUCAAUAAUUGAUUACAUUGAUUAUCGUGUAUGAUCAGUCAUAUAAAUCAGCCUUAUGAUCAAUUGCUUUAUGCUACUGGCUCCUGAUCAAAUAAUAAUAUAUAAACCCUAUGGAUGUUACACUAUGCUUGUUUAAAGGUCACAGUGCUUAUUAAUAUACUGAAAUGGUUUUUAUUAAAAAUAGAAUUGAAUGAAAUUUAUUAAUUUAUUAUAAAUUUAUUAUUUACUAAAGAAAUGUUGAUCCUUUCGGGGUUAGAGCAAUUUCAGAAAGGUUCCUUGAGCACUACAUGUAUGUGCCUUAGAUUAUUAAAAUGAAUGUUAAAGUAAUCUAUUCCUUCAACAUUUUGUGUUGUAUGAACAUAUUUUUCUACAAUAUUGGUGUGACCUUUCUCAAUCAAAAGCAAAUAUACAUUGUCAGAAAACUACUACAGGUAUGUCAAAGAUUGUUAAAACUCAAGUUUUUGUACAUUGCAUCAUUUUUCUACAGUUGACACUUUCUAAAUUAUGUUUAAAGAGGGGUACUCUGUGUAAAGAGUUAUAUACAUUUUGAUGUGGCAAACAUGCUUUCUCAAUAGUAAUUCUUUCAAUGUGUUUGAGAUAUAUUGCCAUUGUAUAGUAUGAACGUUCAAGAGAUAAAUUCAUUUACAUUUACAUUCAAUACAGAUAAUUGCAUUUACUCAGGUUCCUACAGGAUAAUAUGAAGGUGUUACUACCUCGUGCUAUUAUCCAGGCCUGUAUUAUCCUAUGAAAGCUUUGAGAAUCACCCCUCCCCCCUCCCUUCUGAAAAAAGCAUUAUACAGUACUCUCAUGAUUCCUUGUAUAUUUCUGAUAGUUUAAAACUGGAGUGUUACAUUUAUGAAUCUUUUAAUUUGUGAGUCACAGAAAGCAAAGACAAAAAUGUCUCUGUAAUGCAUACAUGUAUUUGAAAAUCUGAAUUUUUGUCUCGCCUGCAUAGCAGAGCGAGACUAUAGGCGCCGCUUUUCCUACGGCGGCGUCGUCAACAUUGAAAUCUUCACCAAGGUUAAGUUUUUGAAAUGUCAUUAUAACUUAGAAUGUAUAUGGACUUGGACAUGAGGGUAAUCAAGUAUUACUGAACAUCCUGCCUGAGUUUUAGGUCACAUGACCAAGUUCAAAGGUCAUUUAGGGUCAAUGAACUUAGACCAUGUUGGGGGAAUCAAUAUCGAAAUCUUAACCAAGGUUAAUUUUUUGAAUUGUUGUCAUAACUUCGAAAGUGUAUGGACAUAGUUCAUGAAACCUGGACGUAAGGGUGAUAGUGUAUCAUUGAAGAUCCUGCCUAAGUUUCAGGUCACAUGACCAAAUUCAAAGGUCACUUAGGGUCAACGAACUUUGACCAUGGUGGGGGUAGUUGUGGAAUCGCCAUCAUAACUUUGAAAUUUUCUGGAUCUAGUUGAUGAAACUUAGACAUAAAGAGCAAUUAUGUAUCCCUGAACAUCCUCUGCGAUUUUCAGGUCACAUGACCAAGGUCAAAGGUCAUUUAGGGUCAAUGAACUUUGAUAACGUUGGGGGUAUUUGUGGAAUUGUCAUCAUUACUUUAACAGUUUAGCGAUCUUGGGACAUAAGAGUAACCAUGUAUCCCUGAAUAUUUUGUGUGUGUUUCAGGUCACAUGACCGAAAUCAAAGGUCAUUUAGGGUCAACGAACUUUGAUAAUGUUGGGGGUAUUUGUGGAAUUGGUAUCAUAACUUAAAAAGUUUAAGGAUUUACACAUGUAGUUCAUGAAAUAGACAUAAGGGUAAUCGAGUUAUUUUGCACAUGUCUGAGGUCACUUGAUCAUGGUCAAAGGUCAUGUUGGGUAAAUGGACAUAGUAUUUUAUUAUCAUAUGAAUGUUUUCUUUUAUGAAUAAUUAUUUAAUAGGCUAUUUCAAAGUCAGCACUGCUGGUAUAUCAAAUCGUGUAACGCAGGCGAGACUGCCAGAGGCGUUCCACUUACGACUGAAUUGCGUACAAUUUACAAAAAUGAUUGAUACAUACAAUACACAUACAAUAGUUGAUCAAAAUAAGUUAUUGAAAUAAGACAUAAAUAACUAAACUCUGAUCUAGAUUCAAUGAAUAUUGGUAAUAGGAUUUAACAAAUUCAUUUACUAAAUGAAGAUUUUAUAAUAUAAUUCAAUACGGUUGCUUUGGGAUGUAUAUGUCAUGCCAUCUUUCAUAUAAUUCAUGUACCUCAUGCAAACCAAUCACCUCUGCUGCAAUAAUUAUACUAUAUGAUAACAGCAGAGGCAGCCAACUGGCCUGCGUGAAUUAGGGCAUUUUUCGGUGCAAGUAUAGGAUUAAGGAUUCAAAGUUUAAGGUCAUAUAAUUCAUACAAUAUGAGUGGAAAUGGAAAUAUUGUUUUGUAUCAACAAAACACUGAUAAAUUGCAUUGGCAAACAUGAUAAUGACUAGUGGGAUAUCCAGCUUGAAAUAUCAUAUAAGUACUAUUCACCACAAGAUUAUGAAAUAUAAUUGAUGAGUUUAAGCUACCAUCUACCCCAAAAUGAUACAUACAUAAGUUGUGUUCAUAAUUACUAAUACUAAGAGCUCACCCCUUAAACCUUGACGAUCAUCAUUAUAACUAAUGUUUUAGAUUUAUCUUUUGAGUGAGAGUCCCUCUCAAUGAUCAAAUCACUGAUCUGGAAGUAUUUCAAUGACCCCAGUAAUACGUCAAACUAGAGGUCAUGUUAACUUUUUGAGUUUUUUUAUGCCCCCAGAGACGAAGUCCAGAGGGGGCAUUAAGCGUUGCCCCCGUCCGUCCGUCCACCACUUGGUUUCCGCGCAAUAACUUGAAAAAUAUUUAAUGGAUUUAAAAAAAUGUUGGUGUGUAGGUAGAUGACACGAAAAUACAGGAUAAGUUCUAAUUCGGAGUCCGCAGGUCACAGCUCAUUAAAUAUGCGAGUUGGUUUCUGCGCAAUAACUCGAAAUAUAUUUAAUAGAUUUUAGAAUUUAUUGGUGUCAAGGUAGAUGACACCAAACUACAGGCUAAGUUUUAAUUCGGAGUCCACAGGUCAAAGGUCUCAGCUCAUUAAAUAUGCAAGUGUCACAGCUCAUUAAAUAUAUGAGUUGGUUUCCGCAUGAUAACUUAUGAAAUAUUCAACAGAUUUUUAAAUCUUUGGGUGUGUAGGUAGAUGACACCAAAUUACAGGCUAAGUUCGAAUUUGGAGUCCGCAGGUCAAAGGUCACAGCUCAUUAAAUAUAAAAGUUGGUUUCCACAUGUUAAAGGGCCUGGCAACUGACAAAUCAUGGGGAAAUUGAAUCUAUACGAAAUUUGCAAAAGGCCAAUUGACUUGCAUAAUAUAAUCCGUCCGUCAUGAGCGCCCGUCGGACUAAUGCGAUAAAAUUCGGACAGCACACGAAUUUGACCGAUGGUUAUUUACUUCGGGUCGUCGCAGUUCUAGCUUCCAACAAUCCCAAUUUCUAGACUCAUAGCAGGUCUCUUGAUUGCUAAAGCAAAAUAAAUAACCUCUGUGGAGUUACAUGUUUCAAAGUGAAAACAUGCAGUUUACUUCGUUGGUUAGUCUACUAACUAUUGCUCUCCUAAGAUUAGACCUCCCAGACACGCCGGCGUCUAUUACGUAACACCCCAGGCAUGCAGCCGAGUGAAAGACUUGAAUCCCUUCUCUGUUUUUGUCUCGCCUGCAUAGCAGAGCGAGACUAUAGGCGCCGCUUUUCCGACGGCGGCGGCGGCGUCAACAUCAAAUCUUAACCUAAGGUUAAAGGAGAAUGAAACUCUUGGAGCAAGUUAGCUUUUGUGAAAGCAGAAAAAUCAAAGAAUAAGAUCAACAAAACUUUGAGUAAAAUAGGACUAGCAAUAAAAGAGUUAUGAGCAUUUGAAUGUCGAGAUCACUAAUGCUAUGGAGAUCCUCCCAUUGGCAAUGCGACCAAGAUCUGUGAUGUCACACACGUACAACUCUCCCAUUUGGACACUGAAAAUAUACCCCAAAACAUCUCUUUUUGCUCAUUCUAAUCAUAUGACAAACGAUUCAUCAAUGAUAUAAUGUUGUGAAACCUCUGUACUUGUCAUCUCAUAAAGAGAACACCUCACCUUGUGAUAGACUCUAUAAAAGUGAGAAUAUAAGUGAAAUAAGUACUAAAGUAAUGAGGGAGUUGUACGUGUGUGAUAUCACAGAUCUUGGUCGCAUUGCCGUUGGGAGGAUCUACAUGGCACUAGUGAUCUCAAUAUUCGAAUGCUCAUAACUUUCUUAUUAUUCAUUCAAUCUUCCUCAAACUUUCAACAAUAUGUUUCUUUGAUUUUUCUCUUUGAUAUGGAUUCAGCUGGUUUCAAGGGUUUCAUUCUCCUUUAAGGUUUUGAAAUGACAUCAUAACUUAGAAAGUAUAUGGACCUAGUUCAUGAAACUUGGACAUAAGGUUAAUCAAGUAUUACUGAACAUCCUGCCUGAGUUUCAGGUCACAUGACCAAGGUCAAAGGUCAUUUAGGGUCAAUGAACUUAGACCAUGUUGGGAAAAUUAUUUUCAAAAUCUUAACCGAAGGUUAAGUUUUUGAAAUGACAUCAUAACUUAGAAAGUAUAUGGACCUAGUUCAUGAAACUUGGGCAUAAGGUUAAUCAAGUAUAAGUGAACAUCCUGCUCGAGUUUCAGGUCACGUGACCAAGGUCAAAGGUCAUUUAGGGUCAAUGAACUUUGGUCAAGUUGGGGGUAUUUGUUGAAUUACCAUCAUAACUUUGAAAAUGUAUGGAUUUAGUUAAUGAAACUUGGACAUUAGGUUAAUCAAGUACCACUGAAUAUCCUGUGCGAGUUUCAGGUCACAUGACCAUGGUCAAUGGUCAUUUAAGGUCAAUGAACUUUGGCCGUGUUGGGGGUAUAUGUUAAAUUACCAUCCUAACUCUGAAAGUUUAUGGAUCUAGUUUAUAAAACUUGGACAUAAGAGUAAUCAAGUAUCACUGAACAUCCUUUUACGAGUUUCAGGUCACAUGACCAUGGUCAAAGGUCAUUAAAGGUCAAUGAACUUUGGCCGUGUUGGGGGUAUUUGUUGAAUUACCAUCCUAACUCUGAAGUUUAUGGAUCUAGUUCAUAAAACUUGGGAUAUAAGAGUAAUCAAGCAUCACUGAACAUCCCCUGUGAGUUUCAGGUCACAAAACCAAGUCAAAGGUCAGUUAAGGUCAAUAAACUUAGGCCAUGUUGGGGUAAUUGUUGAAGUGCCAUCAUAACUUUGAAGGUUUAUGGAUAGAGUGAAUGAAAUGUGGACAUAGGUGUAGUUGACAGUCUUAAGUCUCCGUUCAAAUGUAAUUUAUGGUCAAUGAACGUGGUAUUAUGUCAUUAUAUGAAUGAUGUUUUUGUGAAUGAUUAUUUUAUAGUAGUUUUCAAAGUUAGCACUGCUGCUAUAUUAAAUUGCGUAAUGCAGGCGAGACUGCCAGAGGCGUUCCACUUGUUUUAGAUUAGCCUUGAUUUCCCCAUGAUUUGUCAAUGUAAAGUCGCUUUAACUUAUGAAAUGUUCAUCAGAUUUUAAAAAAUUUUGGUGUGUAGGUAGAUGACAUAAAAAUACAGGCUCAAUUCGAAUUUGGAGUCCGUAGGUCAAAGGUCACAGCUCAUUAUAUAUGUGAGUUUGUUCAAAGGUCUAAAUUUGUUCAUUAUAUAUAUGCAUAUUGGUUUCUGCACAAUACUAAGUUCAAUCAUAUUGAAUUAAUUUCUGAUCGUGUUAAGCGGGGGCAUCUGUGUCCUUUGGACAUGUCCAAUUUCUAGUUAUUAUCAUGUUCAUAUGACUCAAAACUACGAGUGAGAACCCCCACAACUUGGGGACGGAUCGUAAACCAUUUAUAAGAAUCUAAACUUAAGUUGGCUAACUCUUCAUUGUAUUGACAUGGGGCUACUCUACAUGUGUACAAUCUAAUCAUCAAUGUUUAAAUCUUCCAAUGAAAAAAAAAAAAAAACACUGUGAACCUAAUUAUUGUCAACAUGAGGGAGUAGACUUCCUAGGAUCAGGCUCCUUUAAAAUGAUCUAGGACAUGAUGAAAUAUGCACUAAAGGUUAUAACUUUGAAACAUUUGUAACAAUACAUGUAAAAUGAGUAAGUCCUUUAUAUUUUGUUUUUCAUACUUGUCAUAAUACCCCCAAAGCUUUGUCACUUCUCUUUAUGUAAAUUAGGUUUAGUAAAAUGUUUUGCCUCCUACAUGGAAUAUAUUGCCAUUUUGUUGAACUUAUUGAGAAGUUUUAUUAAAUUUAAUUUUACUCAAAAAAGGAUAUCCCUCACUUUUUAAAUUUCAGUGAAAAGGAAAGUUUUCUUUUUCAUUGUUAGAUGAAUUUUAUUUAUAUAAGUUGGAAGUAUAUAUAUAUGUAUAUCUUUGUAUGCACAUGGAUUUAACUGCAUCUCGCAUCUUUUUCUUAUUAGUAUCAUGGCUCUAAGUUUUUACAGAUUAUUCAUUUUUUAAUAUAUUUAUUUGUAUUCAUGUUACUUGGCUGCUACUCAAAUGCAAUUGUUAAUGGUAUAUUGCUAUGAAAUGUGAAACCUUGAAUUUUGAUGGAAAAUUGGUUUUGUUUUCUUUUUAUUCAAUGUAAUAAGGUGCGGAUGUUAUCCCAUCAAGUGUACUUUUGAAUUAAGUUCUGUUUGUAUCUUAAACAGUAUCUGUGUUCAUUACUAUAUAUAUUUUAGGCAUGAGAUAAUUGUUAGCAUUGAAAUGCUUUGUUUUCAAAGUAGUAUUAUUGUAUUGUUAUUCACUAAACAUCAGCACUAUUAGGGAACAUCAGCUCAUAAGCCUAUUCAUAGAUAAAACUAAACAAACACAAACCAAAUAUUGCAUAUUUAUGUAUUUUAGGAAUCAGGGAUUUCACUUAAAUUCUAGAUUCUCUUGAAUCAAGUUUUAGAAAGACAAACAAGAAAUAUAUAGUUCAGAAUGGAACAGGAAUAAAGAAGAAAUCUUCACAUUUGUAAGCUUUAUAUAAUUCAUUUAUUAACAAAGCCCCCUUGCCCAAAUGAUAAUUUUGUACAAUUUUUUCCCUGUCUGUUUAACCCUAAAUCUCCCGGGGUAUUUUGAUUCUUGUAAUUCCUAGAAUGCUAAUUUUUGGUGAAAAUAUUCUUUAUAGCAUUCCUAACAAUUGUGAAUGAAAAAAAUUCUGGUACCAAGACCGAUUUCUUAUGUAUUUUAUUGUUUUUUAAAUUUCUUAUGUAUUUCUCUAUUUUUUUACUUUUUGUUUUUUAUUGUUUUUUCAAUGGAAAUCGUUCCAGACUUAAUUCUGAUCAUAAACAAGGCAAAAUUAAUUUAGUUUUAUCAGUAAAAGUAGAAAUAAUGAUACAUUUAUGAAUUUUUGCUAAAUACACAAUUUGCAUUGGAUUUGUACAUGAAAUCAUGUUUAUGAGCAAUUUUGGGUCUGACAUGCACUUACAUAAUGUUGCGUAAUGUCGUAACCGCGUACCCGGGCGUCACAAAUUUGGUCUCAAAAUUUGCGCGAGACUUGAAAGUAAAAAGUCAGUGAGCGGCAAGGUCAAAAAAUUUUGCGCAGCGGAUAUAUCGCAAAAAUUGUCGAGGGGGGGGGGCCAUUAUGGCCCCCCCCCCCCCCCCGGGAGAAUUAGGGUUAAACUCAACUGCACACUUAUAGCAGGUGAAAUACUAGAAGUUAACAAGUUAAAGUAAAAAAAAGCGAACAAAAAGUAUGAUAUUCCAUAUGAAGUCUAAGGUCUGCAAUACUGAAAAAUGUCAUGGAAUUCUUCUUCAAAUAUAUUUUGUACUCAUCACUGGAAAACAUCUUUGAUGACACUGAGAACAUGUAAUGCAUUAAAAAAAUUGAAAUACUUAGCAUUGCUACUGACCUCACCUAUGACAGUAUGAUAAUUAUGGUAUUUGGAUGAUAUUUUUUAUACCAUUGGCUGUAUGAUGGUGGGCCCCAAGUCUGAGCACCUAACAAUUUGAGUUAAGAUUUAACAUGAAUUUCUUCUUAUUUCACAAAAUCUUUUGGUUAAUAGUGUUCCUUAUAUUAUUAAGAGUAAGUGUACCAAAUUUCUCAUUAAAAAAUGAAAGAAAAUAUAAGAUUUUCUUGAAAAACCUUUUUGGCAGUCAUUUUCAGAUUGAAAAAAAAAUGGUACCCCAUGUCUGCGCACUCAUUCACUUUGCACACGAUUCGGGGAUUUUGAUGACAAAGGCUGCAUUUUGAGGCCGUCACAUGAAAUGCCCUGAAUUCAUUAUUUUUCCACCAUUUUGAGUCGGAUUUUUUAAUGAAUGUGUAAAGUUCAUGCUCGUUGCGUAUCUUCUUUUACUAGAAUCGCGCAGAUACGCGGGUGCACAGACUUGGGAGACCGCGCAGACAUGGGGGAACUGACCAUACUACCACUGGUAUCUCUGUUGAAUUAAUCUCUGCCAAAAUUUGUGGCAUUUCUUUUUGGUCUUAUUAUUUUUAUUUGACCAGUUUUACAAAAACAAAAAAAUAAUCACCUUCACUCCUGUACGAUUUGAAUUUCUAACUUUGCAUAAAUUUCAUGAAUAAAGAAAAGUGUCAUCUCAUUCUGGGGGCCAUUACCAUUAUGUGUAAUUUCCUGUACACACAGAUGACAGGCAAUAUCAGGUUUCUGUGAUACAUAUAUUGAAAUUGCAUACAAACCAAAUGACAGGCUGUAGGUUUAUAGCUUAUUUAGAUAUUUAUUUCACAUCUUUAUACAGGGUAAUCAAAUAAGCUGUAUAUGAUAAACAGUGAUCAAAAAUUUAUAAAGCUGGUUUACAAUUGGGUCCUUUCAACUAAAAUACAAAUUAUAAUCAUUGAUUACAUUAUAUAAUAUUUACAUGCAAAAUAGACAGAAGAUAAGCCUAAACCCCAACCCUCUCUGCCUUCCUCUCAUUAAUUAGACACACACAUACGGAUGCAACCAUGUAUUUACUGUUAUUCCCUCUUACACUCACAUACACAAAUUACUUACCUACCAUUUACUUGUAUCAUAUAAUAAGUCAAAUUUAGUAUUAAGAUCACAUACUGUAUUAACAAAUUAGCUUGAGCAAUGAUCAUUUUUAUAAUUAUGGUUAGAAUAAUAAUUGAUUUCAAGAAUUUAUUAGACGUGUAAAGGUUACCAAUGAUUGGGAAGAUCAAAUUUCUUCAGAUGAUGAAUUCCAUUUGUUACACCUACCUGAGGUUUUGUUAUACUAAGUUUUACAUUGAUGGGCUCGUAAUAAAAAUCUGUUUGUACGUCCUGUUAUACGUAACGAUACAUUAUCAUUAAAAAUAAAUCUAUAUUAAAAAAGAAUGGAGUUUAUUCACUUAUACACUUAUAUACCAUUCAUAAUACAGAAUUUUUGUACAAUUCGUUCAUAGAAGACUAAGCUAAGAUUAUGUACUGUAUCAUAGAUACAGGGGUGGUAUUCUGAGAUACACAAUGGGUAUCUAACCAUUUAGAUAUGCAAGAUAAUUUUUUUUAUUUUAUGUGAGUAAUAAAAAGUGAUCUCUGAAUAUCAAUUAAAUAUUUAUGGGUAAAAUGAAAUAUUUUAAAGAUAAAAUGGCCUCAGAAUACAGCCCAGAUCUAUAUGACCAGACAUUGCAUUGAUACAAUGCAUGACGGAGAACAAAUCCUAAAUAAAACCUUUUAAGACGGUCCAUAUUGAUUAAUCAAAGCUUUUGUUUCAUUCCUUUUACAAUUCAAUCAAAUGACAUGAUAUUUGAAUGUCAAAGUAUCGUCAAUUAUCACACCCAAACAUUUGUGUUGUGAUACACUAAAAUAGUGUGAUUGAUUAUUGCAGAUAUUGUAAGGUUGAUAAUCACUGCAGAGAACCAAGAAGCAACACUUUGUUGUUUUCUUUAAUCAUUUAAUACCAAUCUGUUAUUACAUUAUUUAGCACUCAUUCAUUGCAGAGUUAAGUUGACUUUUGACAAUUCUAUAGAACUGUAUACCACAAACAUUCAGAGUUGCAGAGUUGUAUGAUUUUAUUAGUUCACUCCUAGGCCCGUCUUGUAAGGAGUUACAAUUGACCAAAUCAAUCUCAACUAUAUGGAAAUCAAUGUACUUUGUGAACAUAAGGAAGCAGACUGAAUUUAAAAAAAAUGAUUAAUGUAUGAAUAUGCAUCUUAUCUAGAAAAUACUUAGAAUAACCAUGCAUUUUAGAUGUUGACGUUGCUGGCUUCUCAUAGUUGUAGUUGAUUGGAUCAUCUCAACACUUUGUAAGGCGGGGACCCUGUUUUUGAAGGAAGGUUGCAUUUCCAACCUUUAUCUUU